Chrysemys picta bellii (western painted turtle) is the source of this 3107-nucleotide messenger RNA. RefSeq names its product inhibitory synaptic factor 1 (gene INSYN1). NCBI's taxonomy places the organism in Eukaryota, Metazoa, Chordata, Testudines, Emydidae. The record is from RefSeq and is a predicted model, not a curated record. Gene Ontology annotation, cellular component: postsynaptic density. Gene Ontology annotation, biological process: inhibitory postsynaptic potential.
GCUGUGAGCGGCCGGGGCGAAGAGCGGCGGGAGGCAGAGCGCGGCUGCGGCUCUCUGGCGCGUGGGACGUUAAGAUGGUGAGUUCUCCCCGGGCUAGAGGGGCUCCGCGGAGGCAAGGCCGGGCUGGGGGAGAGCAGCAUGGACAGCGCCGAGCGCCCAGGCAGCUUAUGAAGGAUGAGCUCCGGGGACUCGCAGGACACGCAGCCCAGUGAAGAUCCCGCUGGCGGCAGCAGCAAGGAGAGGGAGCAGAUCAGGUGCCGCAUGAAAAUGGUGAUCGGGCAGCUGGAGGGGAUCCUGCAGGAGCUCAAGGAGGUAGCCAAGGAGCUCCGGGAGGUAGUGAGCCAGAUUGACAAGCUGACAUCGGAUUUUGAGUUUGAGCUAGAGCCGGACGACUGGACCACAGCCACAGUGAGCAGCACAUCCAGCAGCGAGAAAGGGGGUGGCACGUUUGACCUCGGCCAGCUGGAUUUCAUGACCUCAGACAUCCUCUCUGACAGCUGGGAGUUCUGCUCCUUCCUGGAGGUUUCCACCCCGUCAGACUCUGGGGACGGCUCGGAGCAGCAGCCAGGCCGCCAGCCAGACUACCGGCUGAUGAACGGCGGGGUGCUGACCCCUAAUGGACCCCGGGUGGAGACGCCCGACUCUUCCAGCGAGGAGGCCUUCAGCUCCGGCCCCAACCUGAAAGCCCAGCACCAGAGGACGCCGGGCAUAAGGGAGCGGGUCCGCUUCAGUGACAAGGUGCUCUACCACGCCUUGUGUUGUGACGAUGACGACGGGAACAGCCAGGAAGGCACUGGUAGGGUGCCGCUGCCCGAGGACCUACCGGAGGAGCCCAUCGAGGCGGGGCACAAGCCGCCGGCUCGACCCACUGCCAAUCUGCCGCCGCCGCAGCGGCACUCUCCUCACCUGAGUGCCACUCAGCAACGGAAACUGAUGAGGAACAGCAGCACACAGACCGUGUCGGACAAAAGCACCCAGACGGUGCUUCCCUAUGUAUCGGCCAAGCAGAAAAUCAAAGGCAAAAACUGAGCAGGGGAGGGGGUGGGGAGGAAUCGGAGCAAUGGGGACUGAUCAGAGCAGGGGGAGGGGCAGAAAUAUAUAUAUAUAUAUAUAUAUUUAAAUAAAUCAAAAUACUACUAAUAAAAACAAAAAAAAGGUGGAAAACUAAUAACAAUAAUGUCCAGCUACCUAACUAUCAUUUUUGAGGCUCAGGGAAUUUGAAAUUAUUUACUGAACAAAAGAGAUCAAAUAACCAUGCGGAACAAGGGAAAUAAUAUCUAUACAUAUAGACCCCACCUCUGAAGCAGAGGAUGGGAGAGAGAUGUGGUCAGGGGCAUCCCCAAAUGCCAGCCGAGCACCUCAGUUCACUAACUUGGUCUGUGGGUGGAUGGCGUUUGGGUCUCCCCCAAAUAGGGAUUGUGGGGAAAUGAGGCUCGGGGGGCAGGGGGAGAGCCCAAGUGAAAUAAGACUGAAAGAGCUCUCUGGAAAAGGAAGUCAGGUCAACCCCUUGUGCUGCUGGUAUCCUACACCUCCCCGCAAUGUUCCAGAGAUGGGGCCGAGCCCCAGAAUUUGGAUCCACCUCUGGGUUUUGAUCAUGCCCUCACCCCUCUUCUGAAAGAAAUCAGCCAAUUAGAAACUUGCUUGUUCAUUAAAGAACAAUGAAUUUUUGUAUGCUCUAUUUUUAUGAACAAAUUGGUUUCAGAUUGGCUGGACCUCUGAGCAAAUCAGUUCUCUAGGCCAAUCAAUGUUUUUUUGUCUUCGGCCAUGGGUCAGCAAGUGAUUCCUUUUCCAUCAGUCAAAUGCCACUCAUGCUGGUUAGAUUUUCCUAGUCAUUUGGUCAAAUGGGACUAGAGUCAGAAUGGGUGUGGCUACGGCAAGAAAAUAGCAUUGGAGGAUUGACUGCCAGACAUGUCUGGAAUGGUUUUGAUUCUUCGUGCCUGAUUCUCAUCUCACACCAAUUGUACACCAGUAUAAAAUAUGCCAGUUGACUCCCAUGGUGCUAUUCCUGAUUUACACCCAGGGGAAUGAGAAGAGAAUCAGGCCUUGCAUUUCAGUAAAGUUCCAACCAAAACCCUGGCAUCUAAGGCCAGGAGCCCAGCUCUGAUCAGGAAAUUCCUGAAGCCCAGGCUUCAUUUUAAGCACAUCCUUAAGUCCCAUUGAUUCCAAGCAGGUGUUUAAAGUUAAGCACAUGCUGAAGUGCUUUCUUGAACUCAGGCCUAGAAGGGCCAGAUUAUGAUCCAAUUACACCAGUGUAAAUCUGGAGUUGUUCUGGAGACUUUCACGGCAUCACUCCAGCUUUACACAGGGGAUAACUGACAUCAGGAUUUAGUCCAUGGGGUUUAAUUUUCACACAGAGGUGCCUACACUGCCCCCGGGGCACAUGCACACUGGUGAUUGUGCGGAGUUUUCAGCUGCACACCGUCACCUGUUUGCAGCCACACCUGUCUGGGCUUUCUGUGCAGAGCUGACAAGCACAACUUAGCCCCUUGGUUUGUGAAAAUGUGGCCAUUAGCAGCAAGAAUCUGACCCCUUGUGGCAUGAGAGCACUUUCUCAAGCUGGUUCUGAACUAUCACAACACAGGGAAUGAGCUGGAUGACCUUGGUGGUCCAUUCCCAACCAAGAAAUAAACAAGGAAAAAAACCUGUUCUUAACCUUUAGCCAGCUGCUCUUUUAAUCCUGUCUGAAGCCUGGGCUCCUGACCGAACAUAGCCCCAAAACAAGUAUCUUGUUAAACACUAAUCUUGUUAAUGAUGAACUGGCAAAGCUAUUACUAGCUACCCAGCACAAUAAAGCUUGGUAUAUGCACUUUAACAACAACAAGAAAAGCCAAUGUGCUUUCGUUUGUUGUAUUGCAUGUGGCCUGGGGUGUAUAAACCAUGUUGCCAGUAUGUCUACCUCUGUGCGAGGAGUAUGGUGCUAAAUUUCAGGAAUUGGAAAGAAGCGCAACAAGCUGUGAUGAAGGGGCUGGAGGCUGUCUGCUUGAAUCCUAGAAUCAUAGAAUAUUAGGGCUGGAAGAGACCUCAGGAGAUCAUCUAGUCCAACCCCCUGCUCAAAGCAGGACCAAUCCCCAACUAAAUCAUCCCAGCCAGGGCUUUGUGAAGCCGGG